Molecule: messenger RNA, 1950 nt
Organism: Helianthus annuus (common sunflower)
Lineage: Eukaryota; Viridiplantae; Streptophyta; Magnoliopsida; Asterales; Asteraceae
Exons: 7
Coding region: 1018-1671 (217 amino acids)
Source: RefSeq, a predicted model, not a curated record
CUUUUCGACCCGACUAUAUUUAGAGAACAGAAACCCUAAUUUUGUGAAACCCCUCAUUCGUUCCUUUCAUCUGGUGAUCCUUCUUCUCUACACUAAUCAACCUUCUUCAUAUAUUGGAGAAACACUAAUCAAACACUCUGUUUAUACUUGAAUCCAAUGAUUUCUUCAAUCGGUGGCUUUGUUGGGGUCUCGAAGUGGCCGCUGUCAUAUCUUUUCGCCGACGUCCUCUGUUCAUAUAUCUCACCGUUUAUUCAAUUAAGGUUUGGUGGUGGAUCGAAUUUUUUGGUGACUUCUGGUUUAGUGUCGGAUAUUGGUGACAACAAGGAAGGUAAGGUUGAAGUUUAAAACUUUAGAUGUUAUUUGCGUUUGAUUUUCAAUGUUUAACCAGGAUUGUUGCAUCUGAUAAUGUGGAUUUUUAAUUCAUUUAUGUGAGGUUCUUAUUCUAGGGAUCAAAUAUUAGAAACUAAUGUGGAUUUUUGAUUCAUUUAUUAUGGUUUUGAGUAUUUUAAAAACCGUAAUCUGCUCCUUUGAAGUAUUGAAAUCUCUAAGGUAAGUAUGAAAAUCAAGUAAUCCACUCAACCCUUUCUUUGUUUAAAUAAAGGAUGUUGUACUUUUUGUUGAACAAUUCUGGGAAGAAAAAGAAACUGAUAUGUUUGAAAAUUGAUUUUAUUUGUAUUUUUCCUCAUAUUGUCAAUUUUAUUCUUUUGUUUUGCGAGGGAGGGAGAAGGCAACGUCCAAUGAUUUAGAUAAAAUCUUAAGGAUUUCACUUUGGUUAUUUUGGCAGCUUUGAUAGAUAUUUAUAUGCAACUAUUGACCAGGGAAGAAAUGUCACAAGUUAUAUAUUGGAGCUGGCAUGGUAUGUGUGAAGAUCCUUUUCUUAUCAGACAGUCAUUAAAUGCCCUUGUUAUAUCUCAGAAGAUCCUUUUCCCACCCAUUUAGUAUGUGUGCUGCGUAGUAAAUUGCCUUUGAAAUCUAUUCAGCAAGUAAUGACUGUGGCCACCAAGCUACAAAUUGAGAAUGAGAAGGUGUUCAAGAAAAUUUCUGAUGUUCUUGCACAAGCUGUGUUUGGAAGAAAAAGCAAAACAUAUUCUUGCGGGUGAGGUUCAAAUGUCUGAUUUUGAAGACGUUGUAAGGACGUCAGAGGAUGUCUAUGCACUUUCAAUUGCAAAAUCGUGGUUAACAAAAUCUAAACCAUAUUUAGUUUCUGAUCUCUCUUUGACGUCAGUUGCAAGUUCCUUGCUUAAAGUUGACGACUUGAAGGAGUUGGUUUCGGAAUCAAAUUUAUUAAAGAUGUAUUUGGAAGAGCGGGUUUUGCUUGAAGAUGUCUUACAGACAUAUACGCAAUGGGAGCGUGAUGCGUUUUCUGCUCUAAACGAUGUUGAGUUCCUUUUGAAUAUUCUUGAUGUGGGUGAUAAGAUUUUGUUUGAUGUUAUCUCCACAUUUAAAGAUCAUGUUACCAAGAUGGAAUCCAUAAUGGAAAAUGAGUUAUCACUCCCUUUUGACUCUAUUGUGAUUCCAAAACUACGAGAGACUUAUGCAUUUUUCAAUUGGUGUUCUAAAGCCCUAAUUUUUCAUGAUAGUGUUCCCACACUCAAGAGGUUCAAUUGUUGUUGGUGGAUGCCAAGUGUUAUCAUGUUACAUAUGCAUAUCGUUCUUUUUGGAAGUCAUUGAUUGACGGGUUCAAUUGGCUUAAGCAAGCUGUUGAGAUUAUCGGUUCAUGUAAUGUUAAAAGAUUUAAUUUGAGUGAUGUUGAAGAAGCUUGGAGACAAUCUAAGGUAUUAAUCCUUCCACUUUUCUUUCUGCCUUGAUAUGCAAUUAUUUUUCUGUCUUCCUUUGUUUUUCGUCUAUUUGCAGAUGCUGUUUUAUUAUGGUAGAUGAUUAAAAUAUCUUUUCCAUUGAUUGUUGACUGAUUACUGGAUGCUAUCAAUAGACAUAAGUGAGUUUCAUCCA